Molecule: messenger RNA, 2232 nt
Organism: Sphenostylis stenocarpa
Lineage: Eukaryota; Viridiplantae; Streptophyta; Magnoliopsida; Fabales; Fabaceae
Source: the annotation of a GenBank genome assembly
AUGGCCUCGGUCGGGGGUUUUCUAGUCUCACCCUUUGGUGGUGUAAGGUGCUUUACGAGGCACCGGUUUGGAGUUCGGGCUCAGAGUUCGGAGGGUAGAGAAGGCUCCACGGUGUUGUCGUCGAAGGGAUCUUCGACGGUGGUGGUGGGGACGCAGAAGAAUCAGAAUGGUUCAUUGGUUAAGGAGGAAAAGAAGGUGCUGUUGUUGGAAGUUGAAGAGAAGAAGAAGGGUGAAGCAGAAGAAGGUUUGGCAGCGCUUUGGGAUGAUGGAUAUGGGAGAAGGAAUGUAGAGGAUUACUUUGUUGCAGCUAAGGAGAUUUGCAGAUCAGAUGGAGGCCCACCUCGGUGGUUUUGCCCAGUUGAAUGUGGGGCCCCUUUGAAGAAUUCUCCUACUCUUUUGUUUUUGCCGGGGAUGGAUGGCACGGGAAUGGGUCUCACUUUGCACCUUCAAGCUCUUGGGAAGGUUUUUGAAGUUCGAUGCUUGCAUAUCCCAGUUCAUGAUAGAACACCAUUUGAAGGUCUUUGCUUUUUAACUGCUAGAUUGGAGAGAUUUCCUCCUCCCUCCAAUUUCCCUUCCAAAAACCCUUACUGUGCUCUAGAACAUGCGAAAUUCUUGACCACUGAGCUGGUGAAACUUGUUGGAGAAGCUGUUAAGCUUGAACAUGCUUUGUCUCCAAAUAAACCAAUCUAUCUGGUAGGUGAUUCUUUUGGUGGAAGUCUGGCACUUGCUGUUGCUGCUCAUAAUCCAACAGUUGACCUGGUACUGAUAUUAUCCAAUCCAGCUACUUCCUUUGGCCAAUCUCAGUUGCAACCUUUGUUUCCUAUCUUAGAGGCUAUGCCUGAAGAGCUGCAUGUUUCUGUUCCCUUUCUUCUUAGUUUUAUUAUGGGCGAUCCGGUUAAGAUGGCAUCAGUGAAUAUCGAAAAUAGGCUUCCUCCUGUCAAAAAAAUUGAACAAUUAUCAUACAACCUUACUGCAUUGCUGCCAUGUCUUCCUGAACUGGCUAAUAUUAUUCCAAGGGAUACUCUUCUUUGGAAGCUGAAACUUCUCAAAUCAGCUGCUGCAUAUGCUAAUUCGCGUCUUCAUGCUGUUAAAGCUGAAGUACUUGUGCUUGCUAGUGGUAAGGAUAACUUGCUUCCUAGCAUACAUGAAGCUCAAAGACUCGCGCAAUUAUUGCCAAACUGCAAAUUUCGUGUCUUCAAAGACAGUGGACACACCCUUCUCCUGGAAGAUGGUAUUGGCCUUUUGACAAUCAUCAAGGGAACUUGCAUGUAUCGACACUCACGGAGGCAUGAUUUGGUCAGGGAUUUCAUCCCUCCCAGUAUGACAGAAUUCAGAUAUGCUAUGGAUCAAGUGGUUGGGUCAUUUCGUUCUGUUACGGCAUCCGUAUUUUUCUCUACCUUGGAGGAUGGAAAAAUUGUAAAGGGUCUCUCUGGGGUUCCAGAUGAAGGUCCUGUCUUAUAUGUUGGUUAUCACAUGUUGUUGGGGUUCGAGCUUAUCUCACUUACUGAUGAAUUUUUAAGUGAGAAAGGUAUUGCCCUUCGUGGCAUAGCGCAUCCGGAGCUAUUCAUGCCUAAAGUGGAGAGUUUUUCAUCUGAGUUUUCUAUGUUUGAUUGGGUGAAGAUAUUUGGUGGGGUGCCUGUUUCUGCAAGCAAUCUUUUCAAAUUACUUUCAACAAAGUCACAUGUUCUCCUAUAUCCUGGUGGUGCUCGGGAGGCUCUCCAUUAUAAGGGGGAAGAAUACAAGUUGAUUUGGCCUGAUCAUCCGGAAUUUGUGAGAAUGGCCGCACGAUUUGGUGCCACAAUUGUGCCAUUUGGAGCUGUGGGGGAAGAUGAUAUAGCUGAAAUACUACUUGAUUACAACGACUUAAUAAAGAUCCCCAUAGUCAGCGAUUACAUAAGAAAUAUGAAUCGUGACUCAGUUAAGUUCAGAGAUGAAAAAAGUGGUGAGGUAGCAAACCAAAAUCUGUCUUUUCCUGUGCUUGCACCCAAAAUACCAGGUCGCUUUUACUAUCUGUUUGGAAAACCCAUAAGAACAAAAGGCAUGGAAAAGAUGCUAAAAGACAGAGAAAGUGCCAACCAAAUGUACCUGCAGAUUAAGUCAGACGUUGAAAGUAAUUUGAAUUACUUGAUCAAGAAGAGGGAGGAGGAUCCAUACAGGAAUAUCAUCAAUAGGAAAAUAUAUCAGAUAUUUUAUCCUCCUGAAACUGAUCCAACCCCAUCAUUUAAGCCCUGA